UUGUGUUUGUGUUUAAAGAGCAUUUGCAAGUGUUUGUGUUGUGCAUUUCAUUUGCAGAACAUGUCUUUUUAACGUCUUAUCCCUUUGUUUCACCUCUUUACAAGAUUAAAUGACUAGAAUUUGUGAACUUUAAAUCCCGCAGUUCCUAACAAGGAGCUUUAAUGUCUUUGUUGAUUCGAUGCCAGUAGAAACUGAAAGCAGCAACACGUGAUGGGAGAUUAGUUGUCCUUAAAUGCUCUCAUUUAGAUUUCAAAUGUUUGUUUUUUUUUAUUAAUGUUGAGCAAUACAGAUUUUUUGGAUUGCUGAAAUGUAUAUUUAUUUGACAUAUUUACUCAAUUAGAAACAAUUGCAAUAUAAAUCACUAUUAAUAAUUUGAACUGAUAGCUUAUUGCUGAUGGUAUAUGUGAAAGCAUUACUUUCUUUUAAUAGUUUAUUACACGGAAGACUGGGAAGACACGAAUGAAGAACGAGAACACAAAACUCUGACCAACCUAGCAACACCUUGGUAACUACUCAAAAGUUUUCUUUGGUUGACUCAUCUUUUAUCUUCUAGUGAGAUGUCUCUGGUUUUCCCGCGACCCAAUACCAGUGUGAUCGGCAAGAAGGACAAGCGACUCAUGGCCGAGGUGAACGCCUCCCCGCUUAAACACUUCGUCACCGCCAAGAAGAAGAUCAACGGCAUCUUCGAACAGCUGGGUGCCUAUAUCAAAGAGAGUUCAGCCUUUCUAGAAGAGACUUACAGCAAUGAGGAACUGGAUCCUGUCACUACGGAGGAGCAGGUGGCGGAGGUGCGAGGAUACCUGUCCAAAGUAGCAGGGAUCGGGGAGGUCCUGUCCCGCAGGCACAUGAAGGUGGUCUUCUUUGGCAGGACAAGUAACGGGAAAAGCUCCGUCAUUAACGCCAUGCUCUGGGACAAAGUUCUGCCGUCUGGAAUCGGACACACCACCAACUGCUUCCUGCGAGUGGAAGGGACUGAUGGGAACGAAGCGUUCCUGCUCACCGAGGGCUCGGACGAACGGAAGAGUGUUAAAACGGUGAAUCAGUUGGCUCACGCACUACAUAUGGACGAGAGUCUGGACGCCGGGUGUCUGGUCAAAGUGUUCUGGCCCAAAACGAAGUGUGCUCUGCUCAGAGACGACCUGGUUCUGGUGGACAGUCCUGGCACGGACGUCACCACGCAGCUGGACAGCUGGAUCGAUAAGUUCUGUCUGGACGCGGAUGUGUUUGUGCUGGUGGCCAACUCCGAAUCUACUCUCAUGAACACGGAGAAGCACUUCUUCCACAAGGUCAAUGAACGCCUGUCAAAGCCCAACAUCUUCAUCCUGAACAACCGCUGGGACGCUUCUGCCGCUGAACCCGAGUACAUGGAGGACGUGAGGAAGCAGCACACGGACAGGUGCGUGAACUUCCUGGUGGAGGAGCUGAAGGUGGUGGAUCGCGCUCAAGCCCCGAACCGGAUCUUCUUCGUCUCGGCGAAGGAGGUGCUGAACUCCCGGAUGCAGCGGGCGCAGGGUAUGCCAGAGACGGGUAAGAGGCCGGCGUCUCCUCUAACGUCUUUAUAACGACUGCGUUCUCGCACAGUAACGGAGUGUAUCUCGCAUUCAGCAGUGAAAACAAAGUUUGAGCAUCACACAAUCAGAGCAAAGCAGAUCACAGAAACGGUCAAAGACAUCAUGGAUCACAUCAACAUCGCCGCCGCGGAGAAGAGGGUGGUUUCUCUGGAAAAGAGGGAGUAUCUGAUCGACCGGCUGGAUUUCGUUCGCAAUCAACUCAACCUGCUCAUCCAGGACAUCAAGAAGAAGAUCGAGGCCAUCACAGAAGAGGUCAAAGACAAGGUAAACGUCAGGAAAGCCGCAGGCAUGUAACCCCGCUCCACUAGAAGAAACACUGCGUCUCGAAUCUGAUCUACUGAGGAACAAAGGAGUGAUCUUCGCCAGCCUCCAAAACAUCCGAAACUUUAUUUCCUCCGCUCUCCAUCAGCGCUAUAUAUGUGUGCGUCGUUUCGAUCGACGUGUUAUUGGAGAAACGGAGCAACCGCUGAAAUUGAGAUAGUUUGAUGUCAGUAUCUGCUGCACUGUAAGAAAGAUCUCCUCACAAGCAGCAGAAUUCACAGUAUAUCACUUUUGAGUCUCUGAACAAUACAUGCUGUUUUCCUCCAUAUUCUCCACAUAGUCCCAAAUC
This is a messenger RNA of Puntigrus tetrazona (Sumatra barb), 2181 nucleotides long. RefSeq names its product mitofusin-2-like. Gene Ontology annotation, molecular function: GTPase activity; GTP binding. The transcript is spliced from 9 exons. Gene Ontology annotation, cellular component: mitochondrial outer membrane. The record is from RefSeq and is a predicted model, not a curated record. Lineage: Eukaryota; Metazoa; Chordata; Actinopteri; Cypriniformes; Cyprinidae. Gene Ontology annotation, biological process: mitochondrion localization; mitochondrial fusion.